Molecule: messenger RNA, 3243 nt
Organism: Giardia duodenalis
Lineage: Eukaryota; Fornicata; Diplomonadida; Hexamitidae
Product: Coiled-coil protein
Exons: 1
Coding region: 1-3243 (1080 amino acids)
Source: RefSeq, a predicted model, not a curated record
AUGAAGGCUAAUAGGCACGUCAAGCCCAGCAAUGCUCCGCCUUCCUCUUUCGCUGGACAGAGAAGAGCUGCCUUCACUACCGAGAUGAAUACCAUGAAUCUAGAUGUCCUCGCCCGGAUGCGUGCAAAUCUCCAGGCCCGCCAGCACGCGAGUAAGGGUGAUGUCCAUAGAAGCCAUUCUGUAGGAGGGGAUGCUGUGAAGAAUAUACGGCCAUCUUCCACAAACGAAGCGCAUCGCACCGAGUCUCGUAAGAGAUCACAAACCGCAAGCUCCCGGGACGUGAGCAAAUUGCAAAUAGGGUCUUUUACUUCUGUUCCGGCAAAACGCAGUAGAAAACGCACUAAGAGGCAGAGCCUCUCGCGUCCAGUCUCCACACGUUCAUGCCCCCCUCCACAGGAAAAUCUGCAAUACCUAGAGCAGUCUCGUAGAAGGGCUUAUGACACUACUUCCCAGUACGAUUCUAGUGAUACUUACGAGUACAGUGAGUACACAGAUCAAGAAUUUAGUCCGCGCCCCCAAAGAGCGCUCACAAGAAACACGGAAGAGUGUCAGUCUAAAUAUAAAGAAAAACUCACUAGCUCUAAGGGCGUUAUUCCCGCAGGAGGCUAUAGUACUGUGGAAAGCAUUAUACGUAAGCGUGAUAAUACGUUGGAUGAGGAUUUACUCAGCACUGGUAGCUAUUCCAGCUGUGAAGACGGAGAGUAUAGAGUAGGCGAUGGCCGUAAGGUUGCCGAUUUUGGAGUUCAAGCAAACACAGGUACCCCGGAACACGUUCUUGCACUUGCAGAGCUUCUUCGCUAUCAAACGCAGGUCAAGCAGACGGCUCCGCGUUUCAGCCUGGUUCCCUCCAUAAGUAACAGUGUCAGUAGACGAGAAAGCCGGCAGGGCUCACCUCAAAGGUCAGCCAUGAUGGAGCUCAACCAAACGGUCACGGAUGACCCUCUUAGCCUUCAGUUCCCCGGGCUGCCUGUUGCGUUGGCUGAGCACUCACCAAACUCAUCUGUGCCGAUAGUUCUGGCCAAGCCUGAAGAAAUGAAGAUGCCCAGUAUGACCUCAUCUCAGGCUAAGGUCCUUGGGCACAAAAACCCGGUUCUCGAGGACCUUCGUGGCAACCCAGAACUGAGCAAAAUCUAUAAAAUCUUUCAGCAGGAUAGCUACUUCGUUAAUCUUUCUUUCGACCUGCUUUACUCCACAGAUGCGUGGCGCGCAGGAUUCAACCAUCUAAAAGAGGUAAUCUAUAGAGACAUAUAUGAAGAGAGAGCUGCCACUCUGCAAGAAAUGCAGACAGCUCAAACUCUCAUCCAGGGGUAUGAGGAAACAACGGAAACGCUCAACCAGGAAAAUCAAGCAUUGACAGAAAAGCUUCGUGUGGUCAGCGAAGAGGCCGAGAAGAUCCUUGGUAUGCACGGCAUGCUAGACUUUGACUUGCAAAAGGUGGUUGCUGAAAAGACAGCCUUGGAAACACAAAGCAUAGGUUUGCAGGACAAGAUCAAGGAGCUAGACAAAGAACUUAGCUCAGUCAAAGCGGAGAAGCUGCUUCUUGAAGAAAAAAUAAGAACACUACACGACGAAUUGGCCCAGAAAGAGCAACGCAUAAACAAGUCUGUCGAAAAAGCCCGUGAAUUUAAGGAUCAGCUUGACACGUACACACGGGAAGGACAAGUAGAAAAAAUGCGCGAUAUGAUUAACACUCUCAACGAGCAGCUGGCUGAACGAGGGCUGCAGGUGCGCGAUAGGUCAGAUGCUGUUGAGAAGCUUGAAAAGCGCGUUUCGAAACUUACCUCUAUCAACCAAGCACUGGUUAUUGAGCGCGAAAAGUUUAUCUACCGUCUUGAGGUUAGCUUGAUGACCACAGAGGACAAGCUUGGUGCACUGAUUCGUCUGAGAGAACGGGUCCGAAGGCUUCGAGAAGACAAGCUGCGAGUCACGACAGAGUUAAAGGAAACUGCUGCAAAGUUGGAGAAAAUGCAAGAAAUCGGCAAAACAUUAAAAGGCACCUUGAAGACGCGAGAAGGCGAGCUCAAAGAGUUUAAGGUCGAGUAUAACAGGAUGAAAGAGGAGUUCGAGGCGAUAUCCGCCGAUUUUAACUAUAAAGAAGCCAGAAUUAACAAUCUGGAGCAGCAGCUGGAGCUGUACAAGCAGGAACUGAGCAAUUUACGGCAGGAAAUGAAAGAAAAAGCAGAUAUGUUCCAUGACGUCACGGUCAACUCUUUAGACAACCAGCAGAGGAUUGUAACGGUUGCUGCUCUCAACGAUCGGGUGCAGCAACUUGAGAGCGACAAAUCAGAACUUAGGCAGCAAAUUGCAGAGCUUAAGGAGGAGCUUUCCUCUGUCCGUAAGGAAAACGCUGCUAUAACGACGGAAAAGGAGCAUCUAAUAAAUCAAGUGGCCAUUGCCAAGGAAAAGAUAUCCUAUCAUGAGCUUCUGUACACUGAUCAGAAAAAGAUGUUGGAGGACACAGAAAACCAGAGGAUCGACCUUCAUAAUACCUAUUUGAAGACGCAGAGCACCAUCGCCGAGCUGAAGUUGAACUACGAGACAAGCAAACUUAGGCAGGACAGUCUGGAGGCAGAGAACGCAAAGCUCAUUAAGUCAUCUGAAGUCCUUAGCGGCGAACUAGACUAUCUUCGAAAGGAGAACGAAAAUCUCCGGCUGGACAAGGGAACUGACGGAGACGCUCUGCGAAAGCUUCAGCAGGAAUUUGAUCACCUUUCUGCCAAGUACACGAACCAGACACAGGACGUGGAAGAUAAGCAGUUGCGGAUACAGGAGCUGAUAUUCCAAAACGAUCGCAUGAUGAAAUUCAUAGAAGAGGUGAAGGACAAUUACAGGGGUGAUAACGUGGUUAAUUUGAUUAACGAAAACCUACGACUGAAGACAGACCUCGAUAAUCUGAUGGCCAUUAAAGGAGAUGCGCUAGGGAAAACGGCGUCGCUGGUCAGCGAAAACAACGAGAUGAAAGAGACUGUUUCGAAGCUCCACAUCGAUGCAGCAACCAAGGAUGCUCAGCUUGGGCGAGCAUACAACCAGAAUGAGACGCUCAAUAAGAAGCUUUUGCUAUUGACAAAAGAAAAUAAAGAUAUCAGGGACAAGCUCGCAUUCUUGGAGAACAAAGCCAAGUCUUAUGAAUACAAGAUAGAAACAUUAAAGCUUGAGCUUGAAAAGCGUAACAGGCUGCUUGCGGCACGGGAGCUGGAAGUUAGUAAGCUACGUGCAAUGUGUGUGAAGCUGACACAAGAAUAG